AUUGAUCUAAAUAUCAAGUGAAGUCGAAUUGAAUGGAUGUUAAAUAAGAGUUUAUUUUCACUCAAAUAGUAUUUUAUAUGUAUUGAUAGGUUAAAUCACUUUAUUGUGGUCAUAGGUGAAAUGAGACAGUCCAUCUUGAGAUUAUCUACAGUGCAUAUAGAAAAGAAUCAGCCCCCUUUAAAAUAAUCACAUUUUGUUGCUUUGCACCCUGAUUUGAAGACAGACACAGUUUUUGUUUUAUCCAGCUGUAUUUACUCUGUGCAACAUAUAACAUCCGAGUAAACGAUAUAAUACGGUUGGAUAAAUCAAAAACUGUGUCUAUCUUUGUUUCAGGCUGACAAGCAACAGAAUGUGAGGGCUGAUUCUUUCUUACUGUACAUGCUUUCAAUGCACUUCACUGGCUACCCUGCAUUUCUCAUGCUGAAUUUACAUCUGGAGGAUAUUAACGCGAUUCAAACUGGAGGGACCUCACUGUUUUAUAGAUGCAUAAAAUCCGAGCCUUUGUUGUGGAGUUUUAUUGCUCGCUGUUGGAGUUAUAAGUAUUUAAUCUGGUGGGCUUGUUGCUUCCUGUUUUGUGUUAUUGUGGUUGCAGCUAAAAAUAUGAGUACGUUACGUGAUGUGCAGAUACUUUAGCGUUUCCUUUCCUCCUUCUCUGCCAGUUUUUUUUUCUUUUGCACUGUAACGUAAAUAAGGCGGAAAACCGCUUUAAAUAACGUUAGUCGAAUUACUAUCAGCUCAUGUUUAAUGAGUCUAGAAUUCGCUAACACUCCGUUAGCUGGCGGACUAGCAUGCUAUGCUAGCUGACCAACAAAUAAUUUUACACGAUGUAAACGUCCAAGAAAACAGUCAGCAUUUUUUGUUUUAUUUUUUAUUUUUGUUAUUAAUCCGUCGAAAAACUCUUUCAGGACCGAUUCUGGAGAGCUAAACGCUUCUCAGCCUCUGUCGUGAUAUUAGCCGGAAUAUGGCGUGACGUGUCGGUCAGGCUGUGAGACCGAACAGGAUCCCGUCAGGUAAUGUUUACCCCACGUCUGCAGAUAGAGAAGGACAUGGACAGCUCAGUGACCCUGUGGCAGUUCCUGCUGCAGCUGUUGCUGGAUCCCAGCAAUGACCGGCUGAUCUGCUGGACCAACGAGGACGGAGAGUUCAAACUGUUGCAAGCGGAAGAGGUGGCCAGAUUAUGGGGCGUUCGCAAGAACAAACCCAGCAUGAACUACGACAAACUUAGCCGGGCUCUGCGUUACUACUAUGACAAGAACAUCAUCAAAAAAGUAAAUGGGCAGAAGUUUGUGUAUCGUUUCGUGUCGUACCCUGAUAUCCUAAAAGGAGAAGUCAUAGCCAGAACGGAGGGUGCAGACGGCGGCUCAAACGGACCUCUGCCUCUCUCUGACAAACCUGCAAACAUCUCCAGGGAUAAAGACGACAAAGCCAUCCCAGACCGAGGUGCAGGAACACCGGCUCAGUCCAAAUCGUCCAGCCGGAAUGAUUAUAUCCACUCAGGCUUGUAUUCUUCCUUCACUUUGAACUCUCUGCAGUCAGGAACGCAACUUUUUAAAUCCAUUAAGAUUGAAAAUCCAGGAGAAAAGCUAAUGGAGAAAAAGGCCACCCAGGAGUCACCCCAGCCACCCACCGUCAUUAAAUUUGGGACCAUGCCACAGAACAGACAGGGCACUCCGUCUGCUAUAGAGAAGCCUGAACUUCCGGCACAGCCCACCCAAGCCCCACCGCCCGCUCCGGCAGAACCUGAAGCCAAACAGACGGCGGUCUCACAUGUAGUGUGUGCGUUUGUGGAGAAUCCCACCUCGGAGAAUGCCAUGACGGGCUUCCCGCUCUCAAGAGUCUCUCCAUCGCCGCUCCCUCAUUCCAAGUCGCCCUCCUCUUCACCGAUGACGGAUUCCCAGGAGCUGGUGAUUGACAGUGAAAUCGAGUCCCUCUCCUCACAGCCCUCAGAGUUACAGCUGCAGGACCAGCCCAUCUCUGUUUUCAAGGACUCUGUAGCAGUGUUUGAGAUGUCUGAAUCUCCACCCCGCAGUCUCAGUGGAAAGUCGAAGAAACCCAAAGGCCUUGAGUUGAUGCCGACGCUGGUGGUGACCAGCUCUGACCUCAGUCCUUUCAAUCUGUCCAGCCCAUCUCUCCCUACGGCUUCUCUCACCCCAGCCUUCCUGCAGACUCCCCUGCUGCUCACACCCAGUCCACUUCUGUCCAAUAUCCAUUUCUGGAGCACACUCAGUCCGGUGGCACCCCUCAGUCCCGCCCGGAGACAGGGCACACACACCCUCUUCCAGUUUCCUUCUGUCCUGAGUUCCACGCAGUUCUCUGUUCCCGUGUAUAAUUUAGACGGCACCAACACGCCCGGCCCUCUCUCCCCCGACCCACAGAAGACAUAAGAGAGGGAGAAAGACCGGCACACUUCAUCUUUGCCUCAUGUUUUUGAUUGAUAAACAGAUCAACCUCAUUCUGUUCACCUGAUCUGACAUCCUUGAGGUAACGAAGAUUUGUGACCAACGUUUAAGCGUCAAGAGCAUCCGUUUGACCCUUGAACCUUUUUGAUGUCCAUACGGAUGUAUAUCAAGCCAUAUAGUGUCUGCAGGACACUGUAAAUCUUGUUUCUGUUUUUAAUGCACUGCUCUUCAGGGAUUGGCUGUAGUGAGACUAAAGCAGAUGGCUGUUGAUCUGCACAGCUGCCAAUAUGCGAGCUUAUCGUAAAACAGCCAUCGCUUGAUCAUUUGAUUAGGAUCCUGAUUGAAUUUCCUUGUGUUUUGACGUCGGCACCAUGUGUUUGUAUAGCAUUGGAUAAAGAGAGAUAAUUUUGUACAUAAUCCAACAAGUUCGACUCAUUUUUGCCUUUUGUUUGGGAAGUCCUCAAACAAACCUGCCUUGCUAAGCUAAACCGCCCCUUUGCCUUGUGAUUUUGAUAAAGGUGACCGCCGUUUUACCUUCUAUCUUUCUUCAUGCUGCACUUACUGCCAUGUAUUUCAAGUGUUUUGUCACAAUAACCCUACAAACAGCACUUGGAUGAAAACAAGCUGCACUUACUAGGGCUUUUGCGCCUUUUCAUGUUUACUAGCCAUGCAGAUAAGAAGUAGUGAACUAGUUGGCUUAUUUUUCAAAACUAAUGUCACCCAGCUACUCUGGGACGCAGUUGUGUACAUGCCAAUUUUCAUUCUAUUAUGUCUACAUCUACAAUUCAGUGCAUCACCUAGUAAAGCUAGUUGGUGCAACCCUCAAAAACGUUCCUGACAACAUUUUUAAUGUUCAAGAGCCACAUGAACACAAUCGCUUUAUGUAAUGAUUGUGAUCAGAGUCAGCAGAAGUCAAGUUUAUUUUGUAUAGCUCAUCAAAUAUGAAAAUUCUGCAUGUCUUUCUAUUUUUUCUGAGGAACGCAGUCAUUUGGAGAAUAUCCAUGCAAUGGAAGUCAACAAAAGAACACUGAACCCAGCUGACCUUCACACCACAUACAUAUUUUGUGUUGAACAGAAGAAACAAAGUUUUAGAUAUUUCAUUCAUUUUUGGGUGAACCAUCUCUUAAUGAAUAUAGAGGCUAACAAUCAGGAAGCCAGGAACCUUGCUGGUGCUUUGACCAUGAUGCACAUUUUUGAGAGGCUGUUUAGUAGGCUGAAUUGGCAUCAUCCUCGUUCCAAUGCUUGAUGGCGACUAUCUAAUGAAGCGUGUUUCCACACACGCCCCAACGCCAUUGAACCAUUACCGUAACACCACCAGAUAUGCCACUGCAGCCAUGCUUAUCAUGCAGAUCUACUCCUCGAAACCAUUUCCCCUCUCUGAAAGACUGGAAGCCAUUAGGAAUGAUUUCAGUUGAGUGGAAAAACCCAAGGACUUCCAAUAGACUGCAGAUUCACCAUUAUGCUGAUGGAGCCUAGACAGCAUAAAAUGGAAUGGAAUGGCACCGGCUAAGUGCUUAAAGCCUCAUCCCACCAUUAGGAUGGUCGGAUUGGUGGAGAUCAGUUGGAUGUGUACCGUAACUGGAUUGCUGUCUGUAGAGUCCAGGCCAAAUACUCAAAACCAUUCCUGCAUUUGUCAGCUUUCCCAGUGUUGUGCAAGAUUCAAUCCCCCCGCACAAUACAAUCUACCUCGACAACAAGGCAAAGCUGUUUGUAAUGGCCAGUCAGAAGUGUCUGUCCUUGUUGUAGCUGGUUUGGCUGGUUAGCAUGGUCUAGUUAACACCUGCUGGUAGAUUAUAACACAUAUUUUUCUCCGUUUAUGCUCACUCAGAACUGGCAUGUGUUUUGUAAGCAUCAAAUUUAUUUCCAAUAUAACUGCAUUAUGGUAAAUACAAAGUUACAUUAUCAUUUAAAAGUUUGGGGUUAGUAAGUUUUUUUUUUUUCUUUUUUUUUUUUUUAGAUAUUAAUACUUUUACUCCUCAAGGAUGCAUUUGAUCGAAAAUGUGAGUAAAAAUAUUUAUAAUGUUACUAAUUAUUUCUAUUUCAAAUAAAUGCUGUUCUUUUGAACUUUUAGACAUGAUAGAAUUUCAAAGAAAUAAAAAAUGUAUUCCAAACAAAUAUUUAACAGUUUUCAGCAUUGAUAAUAAUAACAAAUAUUAUAUUGGAAUUAUAUUAUAUUUACAAAUCAGAAUGAUUUCUGAAGAAUCAUGUGACAUUGAAGGGUGGAGUAAUGGUACUGGAAGUUUAGCUUUGUAUCACAGGAAUAAAUUGCAUUUUACAACAUAUUAAAACAGAACAUAUUUAUUUUAAAUUGUAAUUUCAAUGUAUUUAUUUUUUUUGGUCAAAUAAAUGCAACAUUGAUUAGAAUAAGAGACUUUCUUCAGAAACAUUAAAUAAGAUUUUCUGACCCCAAACUUUUGCAUGGUAGUGUUUCUUAAAAGAUUAAGUGAUUUAUUUACCACAAAGUGUAAAGUAGUGUCUCUGAUCAGGCAUUAUACUAUAGAGAAUACCCAGAACAAGGUCUGGAAUUCUUUUAGGGGCCAGUGGACUUUGUAUUCUGCAAGAGAAUUGAAUAUUGCACGACACUAUCAAAGACUGCUAAAUGUCUGAACCAAAUUCUGCAGCCACUCUUUGAUGUCAGUGCAGUAUCGUUGUUUUGUCUUGUUUAAACCAGGUUAAAACAAGGUUGCACAACAUAAAACCCUACCUCUAGGAGUCCUAAACUCACCAAGCCAUGAUUUAUAGCUGACAUGCAUUGGAUGCAAAACUGGAACAAGGCUUAACUGCUGACAUUCAUGUUGCAGAAACGGAGCUCUGUUAGUGUCUCUCUUAAAGUGCAAUGAUAAAAAUAGAAAGGGAUAAAAAAAAAAACGUGUAUGUAUAUAAAAACAGCAUCUCAAAUUCAGCUCUCAGGUAUUGUAUGAUUACCCAGUCCUUAUCCUUUCACAGAGCUCUAUGUUCAUAUCCACCAAACGGAUCAGAGUAGAAGAAACGGUUCUUUCACAUCGAUACUAAUGACAUGGUGCCUUCUAGUCCUGUUGUCUGUUGCCAGUAAAAUUAAAAAUAGGCAACAGUUAAUUGUUUCUAUUCAGAAAGGAUUAUGUUUUGUCCUUUGCUACCAAAAAAAACAACAACUAAAACUUCAGCUAUUUAAAGGAUUGUUCUCGGUUGAAGAUCUUUAAUACAGGUUGAAGUUGUAUUUAACCUAGAACAUUCCUUCAGCAUAAUAUCAUAAACAUAGAUAAUACAAGCUAGAAUCUAAAUUCAGAUCCAGUAGAAAACGGAUCAAAUGAAAUCGUUUACUCAUACUUUCUAGUACUGUUGGGUUAAUAUUGUCAGUCUGCAUGGGGAAGUUUUAUUCCAUUUAAUAGCUGCUGUUGUAGUGCAACAAGUGUGUAAACAGCUAACAUUAAUUUUUUUUUUUUCAUACCUGCAUGACAAAAAUGAGAUGUUUGCUGAAUGUCUUUUCCAUACAUAAAAGCAAUUCAUUCAUAAGUACGCUUUGUGCUUUUCUGAAACCAUACAGAUGGUUUGUGGAAGGAACAGACUGACAUUUUUUACCCAAGAUUUGAACUAUGAACUACUUUUCAUAUAACACUAUAAAUUGAAUUUAUGGUGCUUUUAUGCUCUUUUUGGGCCUGUAAAUCAUCUGCUUUCAUUGUAUGGAAAAGAGCAGCUUGGACCUUUUGAAUUUCUUUUUUUUUUUUUUUCAUGGAAGAAAGAAAUUCAUAUACAUUUUUUGGGGGGUGGGGGGGUUCAAAUAUUCUUUUAAGUACAUAAGUUCAAAUGUGUCAUUGUACAUAGAGUAAGAUGUGAUGGGAUGUCACUAGCGUUGUGCUGUUGUUGUUCAUUUGCAUUCCCGCAGAAUUCAGACUGUGUUUGAUUGCUCUUGCCUGUAUCGUGAGCACUGCACGUGCAGUUGCCUUCUCAUCGAGGGAAUAUUGAGUUGCUUAAUGCCUUUUACAAUUUGAAUAAUGGAUUUGUGCAGUGUGCUAUGUGAAUUGUUUUUUAACCUGUUUCCGUUAUUUUUGUUAAAUGCUCUCUUACCCACUUAGUAGAUUUAGUUUUUCAUUAAAUAGUCAUUUGUUUUGUUUCUAUGAAAAUUCUAACUUCUCCCUGUAACUGAUAAAAUGGGUUUGUUAUAAAUGUUUAGCUGUUAAGCAAUGAUGUUAUGUUUCUUCUGUUUGUUUGAGUUUGGUUUUUCCCAUAACACAUUUAACUAUUGUAGCCAUACUGAACAUCUGUUGUAUUUUAAUGCGAGUCUCAAGCACUUAACUUCUCUCUUUUUCUCUCUCCCCUCAUUUUGUCUCUUUACAGGCACUUUGUAUUUUUUAGAAUCUGUUGUAAAACUGUAAAUCUCAGCUUAUUAUUAGUGACUCCACCACCUCAAGCACUCAAAUUUGCGUUUUGGAUCAGCAUUUGUAAACUAUGCAUUUAAACUUUUUGCUGCAAAGAGAUUUUGUAAUGAAUUUUUAGACUUUCUGGCACCUACUAUAAGCAUUUUCUCUUAACUGAGAUUUUUAAUUCCAAAAAGUCAGAAAGCACUAUAUUUUACAAAAAUUUUACUUUUUACGAAUAGGGUAUAAAAUGGCAGUCCUCUUCCAAUUGUAUUUAAUUCAAAUUACCUUUUUUUUUAUUAUUAUUAUUCUUUAUUCAGUGGCAGGAACAGGCUUCCAUACAAGUCAGUCUUUAGCGAGAACUAUUAAAAAUGUUAAAAUAUUUUCUCACAUGAAAAAUAAUUGAUAUUCAAUUAAGUCUAGAUUAUAUGUUUUUAUCUGCAUUCUAUUUAGCUGUUCUUCUUUUGUCUGCAACCUGCCUAUUCCAUAAUUUCCCCCAAAAAAUAGCAAGUUGCCCUAAAAUUUGUCCACCCAGAAAGUGGCAUCAUGUGAGCUCUUUCUUAUAACUAACAGAACAUGAAGUUAUAUAAUGUCAUUCCAUUUUGUAAAUUUGCACACAUUUUAAUGUUAACUGUAUUAUUAACCAUUCCAUAUUUGAGAAAUAUGUUUACAACAACAUUUGGAAAACUAUUCUCUGCGGAGUAAAACAUAAAUUUUUUCGCAACCCUGUUUGUUACCCAUUAGUGUAUUUAUUGCAUGAAAACACACAACAAAAAAUUACAAAUCAGGCUUUUAACCCAUAUUCAGACUUUAAAACAGAUAAGAUAUUUUUCCUUCUUCUUCAGGAACUCCAUAUACAGUAGAAGACUAACAUUUUAUAUAUCAUAACAUCUUGAAUAUGAAUAUAUUUUGUUUCUUAAAUAUGCUUCGGAAGUUAAUAAAUCGCUAUUUUGUACCCUAUUCUUGGAAAGUGCAAAUAUUACAAUUUUAAGAUACAUAAGAUCUUCUCAU
Molecule: messenger RNA, 7744 nt
Organism: Carassius auratus (goldfish)
Lineage: Eukaryota; Metazoa; Chordata; Actinopteri; Cypriniformes; Cyprinidae
Product: ETS domain-containing protein Elk-4
Exons: 6
Coding region: 1014-2384 (456 amino acids)
Biological process (GO): regulation of transcription by RNA polymerase II; cell differentiation
Cellular component (GO): nucleus
Molecular function (GO): sequence-specific DNA binding; DNA-binding transcription factor activity, RNA polymerase II-specific
Source: RefSeq, a predicted model, not a curated record